UCGUAGAUGUCGUGUUUAUUUACUGGAUGGCUGGGCAUGUAGAGUGUAAUCAUCCCAUCUUUUAGCUUUGCGCAAUGAGUAGACUCCUGGCCACCGUCUCCCUGGUUGCUGGCGCCAUCGGCGCUACUUUACAUCACCAGCCAGUUGCUGCCGCUGUCGCUGCGUCGUCCGCUGUGAAUAAAACGACUUGCAAUGGCGUAAAUUAUGAGUACGAGGAGCUGGCUGGCUACGGAUACGUUGUUACGGAUGCGAAGGACAAGUUCAACGACACCCUUGGAGGACUCGGUUCAUCUAUACAUCUAGAGCGUGGCGCGUGGAAGAAGCUUUCUAAUGGGAGCUAUUCUGGCGUAUUGUGGUCUUUACCUGACCGUGGUUGGAAUACCGAAGGAACUCUGAAUUUCAACCCACGAGUCCACAAGUUCAACAUCAUUUUCACUCCGCAGCCUAACGCAACAGUGGCCAGCCCAUCAGGUCCGAACUUGUACUUCGAGUAUUUGGACACGAUACUUUUCUCUGGACCCGAUGGGACGCCUUGCACUGGAUUGGAUGCUGAUGCGACGGGGCACGUCUCAUACCCCGGAUUCCCUGAUCUUCCCAUUGCUACUUACACUGGCGAUGGCUUCGGCAAUGAUGGCCCAGGCGGUAAACGCAUUCCGGUCGACGCAGAAGGGUUAUAUGUGAACGAAGACUCGAGCUUCUGGGUGUCUGAUGAAUAUGGCCCUUAUAUCUAUUUGUUCGGUCCCGAUGGGAAAAUGCUGACAGCCAUUCGCCCUAAUGAUGCGAUUGUUCCCGUCCGUAACGAUAACGUCUCGUUCUCGGCUGAUAGCCCUCCACGUUAUGUUGAUAAUGGGGAAGGUAAUGACGUAGACCCGGCUGAUCCCGAUAGUGGUCGCGAUAAUAAUCAUGGCUUCGAGGGUCUCACUGUUUCAGACGACGGCAAAUCGCUGUGGGCACUCUUGCAGGCUGCGACUGUUCAAGAUGGUGGCCUGGAAAAACAAACCAUGCGAUAUACGCGUUUGGUCAAAUAUGAUAUUUCGAAUCGACUUUCACCCGUUUACGAGGGGGAGUGGGUUGUGCCCCUCCCCUUGUACAACGACCCCACGGCAAAGCCAUCGAAGAAUCCAAAAGCUGCGGCACAGUCUGAGAUACACGCUCUAGACAACGGCCAAUUCUUUGUCCUGUCUAGAGAUGGAGGUGCCGGGCACGGGGCUGACAGCUCACUUUCCGUUUAUCGUCAAAUCGACGUGUUCGAUCUCUCUAACGCAACGGACAUCAAGGCUGCUGGGGGUUAUGACUGUGUUGGUUGCAAUGUUGCCAAAGAGAAGAGUGGAGAGUUAAAGAAGAAGAUCACUGCUGCGACGUAUUGCAGCUUCCUAGACUUUAACGUCAAUGAACAGCUGAACCGAUUUGGUGUACAUAACGGUGGUGAUCAAGACCAAUAUUUGCUGAAUGAGAAGUGGGAAUCCCUCGCAAUGGUUCCUGUUGAGCCCAACAAGCCGAACGGAGGGUUUUACGUCUUCAGCCUUAGCGACAACGAUUUCAUUACCCAGAACGGAUCCAUGGGUGGUGGCAAGUUACCAUAUGCCGACAGUAGCGGCUAUAAUCUAGAUAGCCAGGCUCUUGUAUUUAAGAUCCAGAUCUCGACUUGAGAUGAUCUCGUACGGCUCGUGAGAAACGGCCAAUGGAUGCAUUCGUUCACGAAAAGGAACGAUAAGAGAAGAAGGGUUCUUCCUGGUUCAAGGAUCCCUGACUACUACACUAGGUAGGCAACGUAAGGCUUUGGUUGGGCAGCAGGAAUUACGGGGGAGCACGUGUUUAUCAAGCAUAAGCUAACGUUUGAAUAUUUGAAUGUAUGUGUAAGACGGUGCAAGAGAUCUAGGCCCGUGAGGCGGCGAGGGAGGCCGGGAAGGU
This is a messenger RNA of Annulohypoxylon maeteangense, 1911 nucleotides long. RefSeq names its product esterase-like activity of phytase-domain-containing protein. The record is from RefSeq and is a predicted model, not a curated record. Lineage: Eukaryota; Fungi; Ascomycota; Sordariomycetes; Xylariales; Hypoxylaceae. The coding region runs from base 75 to 1649 and encodes 524 amino acids. The transcript has 7 exons.